CCUGCCACCAUGAGCGCCGAUGAUGACGCUGAGUGGCUGCAGUGGAUGACCAAGCAGUUUGAGAGCAUCGCUGGCGAGGACAAAGAAAUCGACCUGGAAGAGUUCAAGACGGCGCUUAAAGUGAAGGAGUCUUUCUUUGCAGAGAGAUUUUUUGCCCUGUUUGACUCAGACGAGAGUGGAACCAUCAGUUUAGAUGAGCUACUGAAAGCCUUGAACCUGCUCAUACAUGGAAAUGAGACAGACAAGCUGAGAUUCCUCUUCCAAGUUUACGAUGUGGACGGUAGCGGCUCCAUCGACCCAGAUGAGUUGCACACGGUCCUGAAGUCCUGCCUGCGGGAGAGCGCCAUCUCCUUGCCAGAGGAGAAGCUGGAUGACCUGACACUGGCACUUUUCGAAUCGGCCGACAAGGACCACAGCGGCUCCAUCACCUUCGAGGAGCUCAAGGAGGAGCUGGAACGUUUCCCGGAGGUGAUGGAGAACCUGACCAUAAGCGCUGCCAACUGGCUCAAGCCCCCCGCGCACAAGAAACCGAGCCGCCGGCCGCGCUACCUCACCCCGGCGUACUGGCACAACAACCGGAGCAAGCUCCUCUUCCUGGGCACCUACGUGGGCACCAACAUCCUCCUCUUCGUCCUCGCCGCGCUCCGGCACGCGGGUGCCGGGGGCUGGGUGCAGGUGGCUCGGGGGUGCGGGCAGUGCCUCAACUUCAACUGCACCUUCAUUGGCGUGCUCAUGCUGCGGCGGUGCCUCACCUGGCUGCGAGCCACCUGGGUGGCCAAAGUGCUGCCGCUGGACCAGAACGUUGUCUUCCACCAGCUCGUGGGGUACGUGGUGGCCGCGCUCGCCACCGUCCACACCGGCGCCCACGUGGGCAACUUCGCCAGGCUGGCUCAGACCCAGGCUUGCUAUUCCCUCUGGGAGUACCUGUUCACCACGCGCCCCGGCAUCGGCUGGGUGGGCGGGAGCGCCUCCAUCACGGGGAUCAUCCUGCAGCUCCUCAUCGCCCUGAUGCUCCUGUGCUCCAGCACCUUCGUCCGCAGGAGCGGCCAUUUCGAGGUCUUCUACUGGACUCAUCUCUCCUACAUCCCGCUCUGGGCUUUGCUGAUUCUCCACGGCCCGCAUUUCUGGAAGUGGUUUGUCGUGCCGGGGUGCCUCUUCGUGACGGAGAAGAUCGUUGGCCUCGCUGUGUCGCGCAUCGGGGGGCUGUCCAUCGUGGAAAUCAACCUCCUGCCAUCCAAGGUGACUCAUCUGGUGAUUAAGAGACCACAGUCUUUCCACUACAAGCCCGGAGACUACGUCUACCUGAACAUCCCAGCCAUCGCCGCAUACGAAUGGCAUCCUUUCACCAUCAGCAGUGCUCCUGAACAGCAAGAUACCAUCUGGCUGCAUAUCCGGUCUCUGGGACAAUGGACCAACAGGCUGUACGAGUACGUGAGGCAGCCCGAACCGCCCGGCCUGGCACCAAAACGCUUGACCCGCAGCCUCAGGAAGAAGAGGUGCCAGAAAUGGAUGCAGGAUCUUCUGUUCGGGUCCUCGGGUUCAGCUGGCAUGGUGGCCACCAUGAAGGACGAAGCGAUCGAGUUGACGUCUUACAAACCCACCAAACCUGCCUGCGGAUCUGCAGACCUCACCUGUGCCCAAAAGUCGGAAGAAGAGAUCCUUCAUCCCAGAGAUGUCCCUGCCAAGUCGGGGGGAAACCACCAGUUCUGCAACAUUAAGUGCUAUGUUGACGGCCCCUAUGGUACCCCCACGCGGCGGAUCUUCACUUCAGAGCACGCUGUGCUGAUCGGCGCUGGGAUCGGCAUCACCCCCUUCGCCUCCAUUCUGCAGAGCAUCAUGUACAGGUAUCGCAUGCAGAAGCAGAACUGUCCCAACUGCAGCUACUCGUGGUGCGAGACCCUCAAGGAUGACGACAUGAAGCUCAGGAAGGUCGACUUCAUCUGGAUAAACCGGGACCAGAAAUAUUUUGAGUGGUUCGUCAGCCUGCUGACGAGGCUGGAGAUGGACCAGGCUGACGAGGAGCCUGAAGGCCGCUUCCUAGAGAUGCACAUGUACAUGACGUCCGCCCUGGGCAAGAACGACAUGAAGGCCAUCGGCCUGCAGAUGGCUUUAGACCUCCUGGCGAAGAAAGAAAAGAAGGACUCCAUCACGGGACUGAGGACCAGAACCCAGCCAGGCCGCCCCAACUGGAGCAAGGUCUUUCAGAAGAUUGCAGAGGAGAACAAAGGGAAAGUCCAAGUCUUCUUCUGCGGGUCUCCUGCUCUGGCGAAGGUCGUCAAAGCUCAUUGCGAGCAGUUCAGCUUCCGAUUUUUCAAAGAAAACUUCUAACCCUCUCUGGUGUGGUAGGUGAUGUGCUAUGUCUGUGUUUGCUGCCUGUCUGGAUCGUGCCUGCCUUCCUCUCACCUCAAGCAAUGGGAACAGUUUUAUGUCUGCACAGAGAGUGGUUUCCAAGUCCUUUGCCAAUAAAGAGCACUUGUGCUAUGCUGAACCUGAUGUCUGGCCAGACCUGCUCAAUCCCACUGUCAUCAAAGAUAGUCACACGGGCAUCUCUUGUGUGCUAUGAAGGCUCCAUGGAUAAGGGUGAGCUCCCUGCUUGGGGUAAGAUCAGGGAAGGUGGAGGCAGCACUUCCAACUGGUCCCAAUUAGAGGAACUUCCUGCCCUUGAGAAGCUGCAGAAAUAGGUGGGAGAAUGGGACACUGACGUUGUCACACCGGAUCAACUCCCCAUGCUGAGAUGUCUUGCCCCAGGCAGCAUGCAGGACCUUAGAGAAACCACAAGCAGCACAGCUACGGUAUCACCUGUCCCCAGCCUCCAGCAGUGAAGGUCCAGGAAGCUGUGAAGCAGAGGCCGUGCUCCUCGCUCCUGUGCUCCCUAGCUACAGAUGCCCCUUUCCUCCAAGCACCUGUCCGGUCCCUCGGUGAAUCUGGCUGUCGCUGCAUCUUCACCCACGAAGGGCAGGAAGGUAUCUUUUACCUGCCCUCGAGGGUGGAAAAAAUGCAAAGAAACCCAGCAGCUCCAAGCCUGGUCAGGCAGGGGAUCUCCUGUGCUGCUGAGCCAGUGCCGCCCUGACCCCUCUCUGCAAAGCAGGCCACGUCCACGUCGCUGAAUCGUUUGGCCACAAGAGUGCACUGCAGCCUUUGCAAACA
Molecule: messenger RNA, 3147 nt
Organism: Alligator mississippiensis (American alligator)
Lineage: Eukaryota; Metazoa; Chordata; Crocodylia; Alligatoridae
Gene: NOX5
Product: NADPH oxidase 5
Exons: 17
Coding region: 10-2328 (772 amino acids)
Biological process (GO): defense response; superoxide anion generation
Cellular component (GO): plasma membrane; NADPH oxidase complex
Molecular function (GO): superoxide-generating NAD(P)H oxidase activity; calcium ion binding
Source: RefSeq, a predicted model, not a curated record